Molecule: messenger RNA, 378 nt
Organism: Cooperia oncophora
Lineage: Eukaryota; Metazoa; Nematoda; Chromadorea; Rhabditida; Trichostrongylidae
Source: the annotation of a GenBank genome assembly
AUGGUAAAAUGCACCUUUAAGGUAACUUAUCAACUAAAGAUCCUGACCACUGCAUUCUUCUCGGUCACCAUGCUUGGGAGAUCGCUCAACCGUUUGAAGUGGCUGGCUCUCAUUCUGCUUACAGGAGGAGUUGCACUCGUUCAGAUGCCAGCUGGAGGUGCAGCCAAAGGAAGCACAGCUGGCAAUACUUCAGAUAAAAUCGUUGGACUGCUGGCUGUUUUAGCAGCAUGUUUUUCAAGUGGUUUUGCUGGUGUAUAUUUCGAGAAAAUCCUGAAAACCACAAAUGUUUCGUUAUGGAUGCGUAAUCUUCAACCUAGCGCUACAUUUUUGCUUCUUCUGUGUUUUGAAAACAUCCUAACAGCAUUACGGACCGCGUGA